CGGGCAAGAUGGCCGCCCCCGUGCCGCGGUGCUGAGCCCAGCCGCGCUCGCCGGCGCCCCGGGACGCGCGUCCCGUCCGCCGCCGCCCGCCCCCGGAGCGCUGCUCGCCGAGCCGCCCUCGGCCCGCCGCUGUGCGAGGGAGCCGCGAUGGGCCGCGCGCCGUGCCCGCCGCAGGGAGCGCGGGGCCCGCGGGGGUAGAGGAGCGAGGGAGGCCCCGGGCCCGGUCCCCGCCGGUCCCUCGGUGCUCCCCGGGCCGCGCCGCCCAGCCCGGCCGGGGCCGCUGCCUGCGCCAGGUGAAGGCGCUGCGUGCCCCGGGUCCGUCCUUACCCGCUUAGCGGGGAGCGCCGCCCCGCUGCCCUUGCCCCGUGCUGCCCCUCCGGCCGGAGGGACCCCCGGCCCCGCUGGGUGCCGGGCUGGACAUCGCUGCCCACCUGGUGCCCCGCGCUUCCCCGCCCAUGGAGUCUGAGAUGCUGCAGUCGCCUCUCCUGGGGCUCGGGGAGGAGGAUGAGUCCGACCUGACGGACUGGAACUUGCCCCUGGCCUUCAUGAAGAAGAGGCACUGCGAGAAGAUCGAGGGCUCCAAGUCUUUGGCUCAGAGCUGGAGGAUGAAGGACCGGAUGAAGACUGUAAGUGUUGCCUUAGUUUUGUGCCUCAAUGUCGGCGUGGACCCCCCAGAUGUGGUGAAAACAACUCCCUGUGCCCGCCUGGAGUGCUGGAUUGAUCCUCUGUCCAUGGGGCCUCAGAAAGCUCUGGAGACCAUCGGGGCCAACCUGCAGAAGCAGUAUGAGAACUGGCAGCCCAGGGCCAGGUACAAGCAGAGCCUGGACCCCACGGUGGACGAGGUGAAGAAGCUGUGCACGUCGCUGCGCCGCAACGCCAAGGAGGAGCGCGUGCUGUUCCACUACAACGGGCACGGCGUGCCCCGGCCCACGGUCAACGGAGAGAUCUGGGUCUUCAACAAGAACUACACCCAGUACAUCCCCCUGUCCAUCUACGACCUGCAGACCUGGAUGGGGAGCCCUUCCAUCUUCGUCUACGACUGCUCCAACGCUGGCCUGAUUGUCAAGUCCUUCAAGCAGUUUGCACUACAGAGAGAGCAGGAGCUGGAGGUGGCUGCCAUUAACCCCAACCACCCCCUUGCCCAGAUGCCUCUGCCCCCCUCCAUGAAGAACUGCAUCCAGCUGGCAGCCUGUGAGGCCAACGAGCUGCUGCCCAUGAUCCCAGACCUGCCUGCAGACCUGUUCACCUCCUGCCUCACCACCCCCAUCAAGAUCGCGCUGCGCUGGUUCUGCAUGCAGAAGAGUGUCAGGCUGGUGCCAGGAGUCACGCUGGAUUUAAUAGAGAAGAUUCCUGGGAGGCUGAAUGACAGGAGAACCCCCCUGGGGGAGCUGAACUGGAUCUUCACAGCCAUCACAGACACCAUUGCCUGGAACGUCCUGCCCAGAGAUCUUUUCCAGAAGCUCUUCCGGCAGGACCUGCUGGUGGCCAGCUUGUUCCGGAACUUUCUGCUGGCAGAGAGGAUCAUGAGGUCCUACAACUGCACCCCCGUCAGCAGCCCCAGGCUGCCCCCCACCUACAUGCACGCCAUGUGGCAAGCCUGGGACCUCGCUGUUGACAUUUGCCUCUCCCAGCUGCCCACCAUCAUCGAGGAGGGAACUGCCUUCAGGCACAGCCCCUUCUUCGCCGAGCAGCUCACGGCCUUCCAGGUGUGGCUGACCAUGGGCGUGGAGAACCGCAACCCCCCGGAGCAGCUGCCCAUCGUGCUGCAGGUGCUGCUGAGCCAGGUGCACCGGCUGCGAGCGCUGGAUCUGCUGGGGAGGUUCCUGGACCUGGGGCCCUGGGCUGUCAGUCUGGCCCUCUCUGUUGGCAUUUUCCCCUAUGUGCUGAAGCUCCUGCAAAGCUCAGCCCGUGAGCUGAGACCUCUCCUUGUGUUCAUCUGGGCCAAGAUCCUGGCAGUGGACAGUUCGUGCCAGGCUGACCUGGUGAAGGACAAUGGGCACAAGUAUUUCCUCUCAGUCCUGGCAGAUCCUUACAUGCCAGCUGAGCACAGGACAAUGACAGCGUUCAUCCUGGCUGUGAUUGUCAACAACUACAACACUGGGCAGGAAGCCUGCCUGCAGGGGAACCUGAUAGCGAUCUGCCUGGAGCAGCUGAACGAUCCCCACCCGCUCCUCAGGCAGUGGGUGGCCAUUUGUCUGGGGAGGAUCUGGCAGAACUUCGACUCAGCCAGGUGGUGUGGAGUGAGAGACAGCGCCCAUGAGAAGCUCUACAGCCUCCUCUCAGAUCCAAUCCCAGAGGUUCGCUGUGCUGCAGUCUUUGCUCUGGGCACCUUCGUGGGCAACUCAGCGGAGCGCACGGACCACUCGACCACCAUCGACCACAACGUGGCCAUGAUGCUGGCCCAGCUCAUCAACGAUGGCAGCCCCAUGGUCCGCAAGGAGCUGGUGGUGGCCCUGAGUCACCUGGUGGUUCAGUACGAGAGCAAUUUCUGCACCGUGGCCUUGCAGUUCAUAGAGGAGGAGAAGAAUUACCCUCUCCCUUCUCCAGCUGCUCCAGAGGGCGGGAGCCUGACGCCGGUGCGGGACGGGCCCUGCACGCCGCGGCUGCGCUCCGUCAGCUCCUACGGCAACAUCCGCGCCGUCACCAGCGCCAGGAGCCUCAACAAGAGCCUGCAGAACCUCAGCCUCAACGAGGAGUCUGGAAGCUCUGUGGCCUUUUCCCCUGGGAACCUGAGCACGAGCAGCAGUGCCAGCAGCACGCUGGGCAGCCCUGAGAACGAGGAGUACAUCCUGUCCUUCGAGACCAUCGACAAGAUGAGAAGAGUCAGCUCCUACUCCUCCCUCAACUCCCUCAUAGGUGUGAGUUUCAACAGUGUUUAUACCCAAAUUUGGAGAGUGCUCCUUCACCUGGCUGCUGACCCCUAUCCUGACGUGUCCGACCUGGCCAUGAAGGUUCUCAACAGCAUUGCCUACAAGAUAAUGCAAGUGGGACUGGCCUGCAGACUGAAGCCACAACGGCUCUCCAACCCAGGUGAACUAGUACAUGCCACGGUCAACGCUCGCCCCCAGCGCAUCCUGGACACCUCCUCGCUGACCCAGUCGGCCCCUGCCAGCCCCACCAACAAGGGGAUGCACAUCCACCAAGUGGGAGGGUCCCCUCCAACCACGAGCACGAGCAGCUCCAGCCUGACCAACGAGGUGCCCAAGCAGCCGGUGAGCCGGGACCUGGCGUCCGUGCGCCCCAGCGUCACCAACGUGGGGGUCCAGUACACCCCCCACUCCCACCAGUUCCCCAGGACAAGGAAAAUGUUUGACAAAGGCCCAGAACAGACAGCUGAUGAUGCUGAUGAUGCCGUGGGACACAAGAGCUUCAUCUCGGCCUCGGUGCAGACGGGGUUCUGCGACUGGAGCGCCAAGUACUUCGCCCAGCCCGUCAUGAAGAUCCCCGAGGAGCACGACCUGGAGAGCCAGAUCCGCAAGGAGCGCGAGUGGCGCUUCCUGCGCAACGCCCGCGUCAGGAAACAGGCCCAGAAGAUCAUCCAGAAGGGCAUCUCCCGGCUGGACGAUCAGAUCUUCCUCAACAGGAACCCGGGCGUGCCCUCCGUGGUGAAGUUCCACCCCUUCACCCCCUGCAUCGCUGUGGCUGACAAGGACAGCAUCUGUUUUUGGGACUGGGAGAAGGGGGAGAAGCUGGACUACUUCCACAACGGGAACCCUCGGUACACGCGGAUCACGGCCAUGGAGUACCUGAACGGGCAGGACUGCUCCCUGCUGCUCACUGCCACAGACGACGGUGCCAUCAGGGUGUGGAAGAACUUUGCAGACCUGGAGAAGAACCCGGAGAUGGUGACAGCCUGGCAGGGGCUGUCAGACAUGCUGCCAACCACACGAGGUCUGGCCCGAAGGGUGUCCAUCUAUCUGGACAGAAGCAAGCAGGGAGGAGCAGGGAUGGUGGUGGACUGGGAACAAGAAACUGGGCUCCUGAUGACCUCGGGAGACGUGAGGAUAAUCCGGAUCUGGGACACGGAUCGGGAAAUGAAAGUACAGGACAUUCCCACGGGAGCUGACAGCUGUGUCACCAGCCUGUCCUGUGACUCCCACCGCUCGCUGAUCGUGGCGGGGCUGGGCGACGGCUCCAUCCGCGUCUUCGACAGGAGGAUGGCCCUCAGCGAAUGCCGUGUCAUGACCUACCGGGAGCACACAGCCUGGGUGGUGAAGGCUUACCUGCAGAAGCACCCCGAGGGCAACAUCAUGAGUGUCAGUGUCAACGGCGACGUGCGCUUCUUCGACCCCCGCAUGCCCGAGUCCAUGAAGGUGCUGCAGAUUGUCAAGGGGCUCACGGCCCUCGACAUCCACCCCCAGGCCAACCUGUUUGCUUGUGGCUCCAUGAACCAGUUCACUGCCAUCUACAACGGGAACGGGGAGCUGAUCAACAACAUCAAAUACUACGACGGCUUCAUGGGCCAGAGAGUGGGAGCCAUCAGCUGCCUGGCCUUCCAUCCUCACUGGCCCCACCUGGCCGUCGGCAGCAAUGACUUCUACAUCUCGGUGUACUCGGUGGAGAAGAGGAUCAGAUGACGGCGCCGGCCGAGCGGCCCCAGGGCUCCUGUACAUAGAGAAAUCAUCGACUUGAAUGUUUCGUGUUGGCUGCUGCUGCACCCCAUAACUUGAACAUUUGUUCUUCUGACUUAGCUACUGAUGGGUUUGACAAGGGGAAGAGACAAUCUCCUGGUUUUGUUUCGUUUUGUUUUCCAGCUAUAUCCUCUCAAAGCUACAGAAAAGGAACAUUUAUUUUUGUUUCCAGUGGUUGGCUUCUCUGUCAGAAACACGGCUCCUGAGCUUGGAAGGACUUGGAUGAGGCAACGCCCUUGAGAAGGGUCUUCUUUUAGUCUUUGUUCCUUGUUUUGCUGCGGUGUGAGUUCUUCAAGGACUGUCAGGACUCGCCUCCAGCUCCACAGGACCCUCCAGCUGCUGCCAGCCCUGUGCCAAACCCAAUUCCGGGGCCAGGGCAGCCACCCCAGCAGGGGAUGUGGCUGCCAGGGAGGCAGGGCAGCAUGAACCUCCUCCUCCUCCCUGCCUGCAGCCUGCUCCCCACUGGAGGCAAGGACAGAUGGGGACUGGUGGCCUGGGCAGGCAGGGGUCCUGCAGGAGGGGGCUCAGGGAGAUGACAGCAGCAGGGCAGGACGUCCCACGCCGUAAAGCUGCACGUGAGGAAGAGGAGGGAGGAAAGGGAACGAAGAUCUCCAACGUCCCCACGAGCCUGGAGCACGUCACCGGUGUCACCACGUUGCACCCAAGCCCGUGGGGAGCUGGGGGCACCUCGGGCACUGCCCCUCCUGCUGCCACUGUCCCUGUGCCACCGGGAGCUGCAGAGCCACCCAGCCUGGGCUCCCUGUGCCCCCCACGGCUGCUGGGCACCCAGGAGAGGCCAGGUGUGGGCACCUGGAGCUGCACACCACGGCUGGGGCUCACCUGCCCCCGGGGAAGCAGGCAGGGAAGCACCUGGGUACGGAAUGGCUGAGGAGGAGGAGGAGGAGGAAGGCAGCUCUGAGCAAAGCGCCCUCGUUCCAGCUGUCCAGCAGAGCCUGCUCCACCUCUGCACUUUCCACGUGUGAAUAAUGAAUGUUUUGUCCCCUGGGGUCCCUUCUGGGGCUGCAGGUGGGUGUGGGAAGGGAGAGCACAGGUUUCCUUCCAGACGGGCAGAACUCACUGCAGGAAUUCCCAGUGGUCCCCCAGCAGUGCCACGGGAUCUGCAGGCUCCACAAAGUGAGGGAAGGGCUCAGAACCCCUCUGAACUGCCAGCUGUGCAGGGGGAUGCAGUGAGGGAAGGGCUCAGAACCUUCUGUGAGUGAACUGAGGGGAACACAGUGAGGGAAAGCUCAGAACUUCCUGCCAGCUGUGCAGGGGGAUGCAGUGAGGGAAGGCUCAGAGCCCCUCUGUCCUGCGCUGGCCCUGCCUGCACCUCUGCCCCGUGCCCUCCGUGCUGCUGCUGGCCCUGGCACCGUGUCCCUGUGUGCUGAGGCCACCCCGAGGUGCCACAGGCUCAGGGGCUGUGCCUUGGAGAGGUCCCCAAGCAUCGGCGCCGUCCCCAUCAGGGAUCACAUCCCAGGAUAAUGAAUCAAAGGCUUUAAACUUCAAAAAAAAACUACCUAAAACCCCACUUGUAAGUUACCCAAAGUUAAUUAUGGUCUAACAGAGCUGUGCCUCUUCCCGGGCUGCCCGCGGGGGUGGAAGCAGAGUUUGGGAUCUCACGUAACCCCUUAACAUUCACAGCUUCAAAAACAAUAGAUUUUUAACUGCUAUCAGUGUAUUUGUGAAAGGAACAGGACAUUCCUGGCGUGGUGGGAGCUGCUGCUCCUGCCUGGCUCUGGUGCAGCCCCACGUCCAGAAGGGUGAGGAUUUUAAGGAGUUUGGGCUGUUGGGCUUUUACCUGAGCGUGUGGGCUGUGCUUCCACAGGUCUGCUGCAGAGAUUCAAUCAUGGGAUCACAGAGUUUAACCAGGGAUCUGGAGAGCGUCCUACCUUCAAAGUUCACUUAUCUCUAUUUAUUUUACAAAAAUAAAGUUUAAAAUAAAAUAUAUAUAAAACCCCCCACACGAUUGUAAUGUGAGAGUAAAAACGAUUACAGACAAAUAAAUGGUUAAUAAAAAAUAAAUGCAGAAACA
Passer domesticus (house sparrow) is the source of this 6663-nucleotide messenger RNA. It is a transcript of the gene RPTOR, whose product is annotated as regulatory associated protein of MTOR complex 1. The transcript has 36 exons. Gene Ontology annotation, molecular function: protein-macromolecule adaptor activity; protein binding. Gene Ontology annotation, biological process: cellular response to starvation; positive regulation of protein serine/threonine kinase activity; TORC1 signaling. NCBI's taxonomy places the organism in Eukaryota, Metazoa, Chordata, Aves, Passeriformes, Passeridae. The record is from RefSeq and is a predicted model, not a curated record. Bases 456 to 4577 code for a protein of 1373 amino acids. Gene Ontology annotation, cellular component: TORC1 complex; cytoplasm.